Messenger RNA from Frieseomelitta varia, 3516 nucleotides. RefSeq lists its product as uncharacterized. The transcript has 16 exons. NCBI's taxonomy places the organism in Eukaryota, Metazoa, Arthropoda, Insecta, Hymenoptera, Apidae. The record is from RefSeq and is a predicted model, not a curated record. Bases 128 to 3376 code for a protein of 1082 amino acids. Gene Ontology annotation, cellular component: nucleus.
GAUUUCUUGUAAAAAAAAAAAAGAGUGGUGAAGUUCAUGUUUUAUUAAUAUUAAUAGUUAAAAUAAUAGUUAAUUCCUUAAAUUAAGUGAAGUUUUAUAUGUUAGUCUUUUGACUGAUGUAGAAUUUAUGCGACGAUUGAAAUAUGACUUCUUACUAGAGGAUUUUGCAAGCACGAUGUCAAAGCGUAACAGAUUAUCUAACCAGAGAGUUUGUUGCUUCUGUGGAUUAUCACAGAAUAAUGAAUUGGAAUUUGGUAAAUUUUAUGAAGAUGGCGAAAUUCUUACGCAUUAUUACUGUUUGCUUUUAUCAUCAAACAUGCAACAAAGGGGAAAGGAUGAUCAAGGCAUUUUAGGAUUUUUAAAAACAGACAUAAAAAAGGAAAUUCUCAGGGGAAAAAGAUUGGUAUGUUCAUAUUGUAAAAAACCCGGUGCUACUUUGGGAUGUUGUAAUGUAAAAUGUAAAAAAAUAUUUCAUUAUCCUUGUGGACUAAGGGCUGGAACCUUAAAUCAGUUUUUUGGUCAAUUUAGGUCAUAUUGUAUAAAACAUAGACCAAAGCAAAAAAUAGAUAUUCAGGUUAAAGCUGAAUUAGCAAAAACCAAGGAAGUAGUAUGUUGUAUAUGUUAUGAAGAAGUAGAUCCUUAUGAUACAGUUGGUACAAUGUGGGCUCCAUGUUGUAAAAAGAAUACAUGGUUCCAUAGAAAAUGUGUUCAGCAAUUGGCUAUGAGUGCUGGAUAUUUUUUCAAGUGUCCUUUAUGCAAUGAUAAAAGAUCAUUUCAAAAGGCAAUGCUAGAAUUUGGUAUUUUUAUUCCAAGUCAAGAUGCUUCUUGGGAACUUGUCCCUAAUGCAUUUCAAGAACUUUUAUAUAGACAUGAUCAAUGUGAUGCUUCAAUAUGCCUAUGCCCUAAAGGUAGAAAAUAUACAAGUUUUAAUGCGAAGUGGGAGCUAGCUCUUUGUCGAAUUUGUGGUUCACAAGGAAUUCAUAUGGCUUGUGGACAACUUAAAUGGGCUAAUCCUAUUUGGGAAUGUAAAGAGUGUAUUUCUAUCCUAGGUAAAUCUGAAGAAACUGCUAGUUCAAGCACAAGAAAUAUACCACAGACUAUUUCUGACUCUGAAGAUUCUGACAGUGAUAUUUCUGUUGGUAAAGAUUCACCUGUACCAUUUACAACAAGUUCGUCAGUUAUAAACUCUACGUCACAAACGCCAAUUAUUAAACAACGUCCUGGUCCUCGAUUUUUCAAAUUAAGACAACUUAAAACAAUUAAAGAAAUGCAGAACAAUAACAAGCAUAAAACCAGUGAAAACGUUAAUAUCAUAUUGAAUAUGGAACAGCAUAGUCUACAGUCUACAAGUAGCAAAGAAAUCUUUAUGAAUGUAUCAAAUUCAGUAACAGAUUCAACGUCACAUAAUUAUGGAGAUAAUUUCAAUUCUACAAUUCAACAUUCCAAAUCACAAUUGGAUAAACGAGUUGAUAACAUUACAAUUGAUAGCGAUAAUUACAUUACAGAGGCCACUAAUUUUAUUUCAUUACGAAAUAUGUUUAUUAAGGAUAAUACAAAUGAAAAAAAUUAUUUAUCUUCACUUGAAAGCAAUAAAAUUGAAUCUAACAAAAGUAGCAUUAUACAUGAUUCUAGUCCAAAAAUAGAAAAGCUAUUGCAAGAAAGCAAUUCAAGUCAAGUCGUUACUAAUAAUCUUUUAAUGAGUAAUUUAAAUGUAACUGAAUCUGAUAAUUUAAAGAAAUUUAAUUUGCAGAAUGAAACAAAUGAUGUUUUGAGUGAUAUAAUACAAUUAGAUAAUGAAAAGAAAUACAAUUAUACUGAUUCUAUUUCAGAAACUAAAAUUACAAACAUAAUUUCAUUGGAAUCUAACAAAUCUAAGAAUAUAUUAUUUAUUGAACAAGAACAAAAAAUUCAUGAUCAAACAUUACAAAGCAGCAAUGAAUUAAUAAGUAGUAAUUCAGUAAUACAACCUCCAUGUUGUCAGAGUAAUGUUUUAAAAUCAAAUUUGAAAAGAAAUUAUAACGAAACUACAUCAAUCCCAAUAGUUUCAUGUAUAAAUGAAACUAAAAGAUUGAGAAAAACUGGUAGUAUACAGUCAUCACACAUGUCUUUAGAUGCUUUUACAGAUGUUGGAUAUAAUAAAAAUAAUUUACAAAUUAAUAAUCAUGAUGAUAGAAUUUCUGUAAAUGAAUUUCAUUUGCAGAAUAAAAAAUCACAUAUUCAAAUUAAUCAAAAUUCUAAUGCAGAUAAAGAUAUUCUACAUUCUAUAAAUGCAUAUAAUAUAUUAAAUAAUAAACUUGAUACGAAUAAAGAAAAAGUUAGUGCAUAUAUAAAUAUUGCAAAUGAAACAAAUAAAACAGCUAGAAAUAUUGAAGUUAACAAUAUAAAAGAUUAUGCUGAGGAUGCAAGCACCAGUUUUAUUAUUGAAUCAAGUAACAUUGUCACAAAUAAUACAAAAAUUAAUUGUGCUGAAAAAUGUAUUAAAUUAGAUCAUUCAAAGUUAAAAAAAUCACAAAUACCAGAACAAAGGAAAGCUCAAAACGAUAAUGAAAUGGUCAUUCCAAAACAUAGAACUUCAAAUAAUAAAUAUCACAAUCUGUGUUGGCAAAACAAAAGUGAAACCAUAAACAGUGAUUGUCCUCAAUUAAUACCAGAAUAUGUGUGCUUACGUGAUCUUAAGUUUCGUGUACAUAAUGUGGAUAAUCUACAGGUGAUUCUAUAUGAUAAAUAUUCUGUAAAUAUUAACAUGGACACUACUGUAAAGAAGAAUACUACAUUUGAUACACCAGUAAAAAAGCAUGAUACACCAAAAAAAAUUGAACAAAUUUUUAAAACACAGAAUGAUACUUUCCCAAACUUCAUAUCUGGAAAUAUUUAUGAUAAUGACAAAAUUACAACCAUAUUUAUUAAUGAACAAUCUGAAAAUGAUCAAGAUGAUAUAAAAGAAAAUCUAGAUCCAAUAUUAACAAUUCCUUGUAAAAAUCCAACAGAUGAUUUACUAACUAACACAACAUUAUCUACAAAUAAUUCUAAUGUUUCUGUAAAUGAUAAUCAAAGUGAGAAUAGAAAUUUAAUUUAUCCUAGAUCUAAAAUAGAUGGACAAAGUUAUAAAACUAUUAAUUUAAGUGAUGAUACUAAAAACAAUAAUGAUGCCUUCACAAGUUGUAAUCAUAAUUAUGAUGAAAAUAUUAAUGAUAUCGAACAGAAUGUAAACUUUGAUAAUAUGAUACAGCAUACGCAUGUAAUACACAAUAUGGAAGAAAGCUUGAAAAUUGAUUCUCACGAUUCAACUAAAUUAGUACAACGUAUAUUGUUUCGUAAAAAUUAUACAAAUAACAAAUCUGAAGAUAGGAAUGAAAAAGAUUUUAAAGUAGCAUAAAAGACAGUUGUUCAUAUUUCUCUACAAUUUAAUCAUGAAUAAGAAUAUGACUUUAUUUAAAGUUUGAUUAUGGAAAUAAAUUUUAAAUAUUAUAAUUACAAAAAUUGUAAACAAAUACAAAUUAUAAAAUAAAGUUGAUU